CAUAUUGGACAGUUGUGUCGACUGUGUGGGAAGUCUUGACGGUGGCGGGGCUAGACUGUCGUGUUCAGACUCUACAAGUGAGGUUUUGGAGUCGCCAUUGCGGCUGAAUAUCCGCUCUCUCUAGAGAACCGGUUGUCCGCGAUAUUCGGGGAGGAAUGAGCCCAACCACGGACGCUAAACGAGGAGCUCAGCCGCGCAGGAAGAGCAAACGGGGCGGCGGUGGCAUCGGCAGCCUGUCGGUACAGGCCGGGACUCCGGGUAGAGACAGCGGCGUUCGAACGGUGAACAUCGCGCCCUCCGCGGUCGAAUUACUGUCAGCCGAUCGGGCCGGGAGCGGGACCUUUGGGAGAGUGGCAGCAGUGAACGGAGAGACACCAGUGAAUUGUACACAGUUUACCGAAGGCCUCAUGCGUUCGCAGUUUGCCGGGGCCCUGCAGAUGCCGUUCACCUUUGGGCUCAACCAGAAGGCCCCGUUCCCCUCCGAGGCGCGCUGCUUGCUCUGCCGGGGGGAGAGGAAAGACUCCUCAUCGCCAGACUGUUGGAUCACUGGCUCCACUCCAGGGGGCUUCUUCGCACCUCCCAAAAGUACCAGCCUUCUUCAGCUGCCCCUGUGGGUGUGUCACGAUUGCAGGAGCGCUGUGGGGAGGGAGGAGCGCCACAGUGUCACGGAGCACACUCUGCCGACCCAGGACUUCCUCUUGCAUGUGCCUGUUGGAACCAGCGGUAUGCUGUCAGAGUCCGUCGCACCGGGUCAGCUUGUACCCACGGCAGCAAGUCUGCCGACCCCGGACUCCAGCUCUCUUCCUGCCACGGAGGGGCCAUGUAGCUGCGGCAGCUGUAGCAAACAAAGGGAAAUGUCUGCUGAUGUGGAAAGGGAGUCCGUUCUUCUGCAUAAAUGCUGGUCGGAGGUGCGAUACAUGGUGAGGUGUAUCUACCGGCAAACGGGAACCCCCCUGGCUGAAAGCCAGGAUCUGCCUCAAGACCAGGAAAAGGAGGGCAUGAAAGAGCUGGUCGACAGGCUCUGCAGAAAAGACCCCUACCAGCUCUACCAGCGGCUGGAGCAGCAGGCACGCGAGUAUGUGCUGGAGGUUAGGGACCGCCUGCUGAAGCACCUGCCGCCGGGGCCCAGGGACCCUGCGGGGGAGCGGAGCCGCCCUGAGGCACACCAUUUUCUGUCCGUGCUGCUGGUGGAAUACAGCGCACUGUGCCAGGCGGCCCGCACCAUCAGCACCUUCCUGCCCACGCUGGAAAACCAGCACCUGAAGAGGUUCCACGUGACGUGGGAACUGCACGACAAGCACCUGUUCGAGAAGCUUGUAUUUUCAGAGCCCCUUCUGUGCAAUAGCUGGCCGUCCCUGGUGGCUCAGCUCAGGCAAGGCGCAUCCCCCCAGUACUCCUUUGGAGAGGGCGUGUAUGCAACACUGCUGCAGCGAUGCCAGCAACUGGAGCAGGAGAUGGCAAAAGUCGCUACCCAGUGGCUGGAGUGUGAAAAGCUCAUCAAUGACUAUGUGGACCAGCAGUUGCUUUUUAAAGCUGAGGGACAGAACCACACGACUCAAAGGACUCCACACACGUCAUUAAUCAGCAGAAAUACAUCGUUGAAAGCAAAGCAUAGAACACUAAAAGAUGACUGGGAGUUCUUUAAACAGCAAAGGUUUAUUGAAGAACAGCUAACAAACUCUAAAACAUCCCUCAUGGAUGGCGGCUUCACUGAAACGGUGAGAGACGUGCUGUCGUCCAGGCUGAGUAUUCCAGACUGUGCUAACUGCAGCUGUCGAAGAAGGUGCACCUGCGAUGACUGCAGUCUUUCACAAAUCCUGGCCUGUGGCGCUACAGACUCCCACAUUGAGCCCACUGGGUCCUUCUUGUCUGAAGAGCACCACCCUGCCUCUGGCUCCCCCAUCACCCAUCAGCAUCCCUGCAUCCUUCGGAAUGACUGCAGCCCGCCUUUCGGCAGCAACGGUGAUGCUCCCGCGCUCCCAAAAUCAUUCGCCGACGUGUACCCGCUGAGCAACUACCCCCGCAUGGGGUCCAUUCUGAACGGUGCAUGCAGAGGAAAGGAGGUGGUUCUGAAAGAUGAGUCUCCGCCAGUCAGCAGGAGCUGCAGCUCUUCCGAGGCCGAUGAGGAGGAGGGCAACAGGGAGAGUAGCGAGGAAUCUCCCCCAGGGAAGAGGAGCCCCAUGAAGGACAAGUUGAGAAAUGGAGGAGACCCGCCCUCUUAUCUGAACCAACAGGCUGAGCGGCUCCAGCACCCGUGCGAGUGCCACGUCUGCAAGCAAGAGGUCCCUGGUCCUACCGGCACCGCAGGGUCCCUCUCCGGCAGACUGCAUGCAAACCCCCAUUUCUUCCCAGAGAAUACCUCACACCCAGCCCUGCACCUCUACCCACACAUCCACGGAAAGCUGCCUUUGCACAGUGCGGGCCAUUUGCCCAGGCCUCUCCUCUGCCCCACUGCCUUCCCAAACACUUCUUUUGCACAUAGCAAGAUGCUACCCUCAGUCCUAUCAUCAGACCGCUCAGGCAAGCAGCAGACCUUAAGCCCCUCACUGCCAGAGCAUGUCUACCAGAACUGUUUUACGGCUAUGACACCCUGGGGUCGCAACCCACACUGCCAGCCGCUGAAGCUAGAGAACAUUUGGGACACGACUCUGAAGAGCUGGAACCCCACAUCCUUUUUUGAGGAGCCUCUUCCAGAAGGCGUAGACUCGUACAGACCAGCCCUCCUUGAAACACCACUAGCCACCCCCUUUCCAUCAUCCACCGACGAUCCCCUAGUACCCCUUGAGACCAAAGAGAAGAAGAACGUGAAGAAGAAGCACAUGUACGGCUUGCAGGAGGUGAUCCCAGAGGCCAGUAGGGUGGUGAUGGCCACGUCCUCGGCCACUUCGUCUGUUUCCAGCACGGCCACCACCGUGCAGUCGAGCAGCAGCCAGAUCAAGGUUUCCUCGAAAAGGCCUGAUUUGCUAGGUGACAUAUUUCACAGCGUUGUUAAAGAAGAGCACAAGCACACAAAUACCGCUGCAUCGAGAAGCAGCCCCACUGGGCUCUGUCCCCUUCCUACCCUCAGUGCACCAUGUUUGUCCUCGUCCUCGGCCCCACAUCUCCCUGCCAUGGACCCACAGCGCUCACCCAAGGAGGCGUCCACAGCCCCCGGCUUCCUGGACGCUCACUCCGGCCUCCUGCCCCUCUCUCGAACCGAAGGUUCAGUCAGCAGCGCUCCUCCAAGUGUGUGCAGCGACCCAGACUGCGAUGCCCAUCGUUGUGAGGGGAGCGGUGCCUACGACCACCGGGCGUACGAUGGAGAGGACAGUCAGGACGAGGACAGCUGCUCGGAACACAGCUCCAGCACCUCCACGUCCACCAACCAGAAGGAGGGGAAAUACUGUGACUGCUGCUACUGUGAAUUCUUUGGCCACGGAGGACCCCCAGCUGCACCUACGAGCCGGAACUACGCAGAGAUGCGGGAAAAACUGCGCCUGCGGCUCACGAAGAGGAAAGAGGAACAGCCGAAGAGGGAGGACCAACAGGUUGUGGACAGGGAGAACGUGGAGGACCACCGCAAUGUAGACGAGCUUCUGCAGUUCAUAAACAGCGAGGACGCUAAGCCCACGAGCAGCUCCCGCGCUGCCAAGAGGGCGCGGCACAAACAGAGGAAGAUGGAAGAACGGACCCGUCUGGAGGAGGAGGCCCGGGAGAGGGAGCGCCAGGAGCUACUCGCCAAGGAUCGGCAGAGGAAUGAUGAGGCCCUGAAGCAGGAGAUUCUCAGGCAGCUCCAAGCAGCCAAGAAGAAGCGGAAGGACCAGACUAGAGAGGCACCGGGCCUGCAGAGUCCGCGACUCUUGAAGGAGUCCGCUCAGCACGCCCUGGAGAGCCUCCUGAAUGGCAAGGCUGAGCUGCUGGCUGAAUCCACCAUGGGGAACGGCGACAGCAACCGGAACCACUUAAGGCAGCUCCGCCAGCUACUAACUCAAAAAGCAGGCAAGGACAAGCUUGUGGAAGUUCUGCCCAUUGCCGAGUCACCGUCAUGGGUAGAGCUCAGCAGUCGUCCAACACAGUCCAGUGGCCUGGUUGGCGACGCGCCCGCAGAAUCGGGACAAACCCCAAAAAUGACGGAGGCGGUUGCCCCGCUGAUGUCCAGUAAUCCCCCGCUUGAGACGAGGCCCCUUCCUUCGGGGAGCCUCACCUCCAAGAGCAGCUGCAGAAAGCAGACAGAAACAGUCCUGCUGGGGGAGAAGAUGAGCCCCGUUGUGGAGGCCACGCUCGAACACGAACAGCGGAAUGGCAAGACUGACAGUGCUGAGUCCCCACAGCCCAAAAACAAGGCUAAGAACAAGAAGAAGAAGAAAGGAGAGAAGCUGAAUAGUUACAUUGACGAUGUGUUCCUGCCCAAAGACAUAGACCUAAACAGUGUAGAAAUGGAUGAGACUGAACGGGAGGUGGAGUACUUCAAAAGGUUUUGUCUGGAUUCUGCCAGACAGACGAGACAACGGCUGUCAAUCAACUGGUCCAACUUCAACUUUAAAAAGGCCACUUUUGCUGGACACUGACGGCGCCCCUUUCCGCGAUGAAUGCAAUGACCCAGUCCUGCUGCAUACAGCGCUUCCCACGGAGCAAAUGCUGCCUUACCUUCUCCAUGCUGCACAGGCCUUUCGUGAACUCUGGCCUGAUAUUUAUGCAGAACUUAAAAGAAUUUAAAAAAAUAAAAAAGGGGAAAAACCCUUUCAGAUUUUCACAACUUUGUGUGUUCACU
This is a messenger RNA of Scleropages formosus (Asian bonytongue), 4750 nucleotides long. Its product is annotated as protein FAM193A-like. Lineage: Eukaryota; Metazoa; Chordata; Actinopteri; Osteoglossiformes; Osteoglossidae. Bases 156 to 4547 code for a protein of 1463 amino acids. The transcript is spliced from 23 exons. The record is from RefSeq and is a predicted model, not a curated record.